Messenger RNA from Alligator sinensis (Chinese alligator), 310 nucleotides. It is a transcript of the gene RRP8, whose product is annotated as ribosomal RNA processing 8. NCBI's taxonomy places the organism in Eukaryota, Metazoa, Chordata, Crocodylia, Alligatoridae. The annotation marks the transcript as partial. The record is from RefSeq and is a predicted model, not a curated record. Gene Ontology annotation, molecular function: methyltransferase activity. Gene Ontology annotation, cellular component: chromatin silencing complex; rDNA heterochromatin; nucleolus. Gene Ontology annotation, biological process: regulation of transcription by glucose; cellular response to glucose starvation; rDNA heterochromatin formation. The transcript has 3 exons.
AACCGCCUGCUGCAGCCGGGCGGCACCCUGCUGGUGGCGGAGGUCGCCAGCCGCUUCCUGGACGUCCGCGCCUUCGUCAGUGCCGUGACCCAGCUGGGCUUCAAGAUCGUCUCGAAGGACCUGGCCAACAACUUCUUCUACUUUUUCGAGUUCAGCAAGACGGGGCGGCCCCACGCGGGGGCCACGCUGCCCGGCCUGCGGCUCCGGCCCUGCCUCUACAAGAAGCGCUGAGCUACGGGGGACAUCCUGCAGCCCGCGGGCCGGGCCGGGCACCCCUUUUCCGUGUGGUCAAUAAAGUUGUUGUUGUUGA